Molecule: messenger RNA, 1208 nt
Organism: Desarmillaria tabescens
Lineage: Eukaryota; Fungi; Basidiomycota; Agaricomycetes; Agaricales; Physalacriaceae
Exons: 2
Coding region: 456-1085 (209 amino acids)
Source: RefSeq, a predicted model, not a curated record
UAUGUGCCUGAACGGUGAUCGAUGACAGGGAACCAGUGAACUCUAGUUAUCCUCAGGCUGACUCUUGGCUCGGCAAUCCCAACACCUGCGGCCCCAGAUUUAACAGGAUCAUCUCCAACCAGGUACUUCGAUUUCUGGAAGUUCGUCCCCUGGAGAUUUUUGUUAAAAAAAGUGCGCCACAAGCAAUUGUAAAAAUUUGGAUUAGGAACAAACACCACUUAAGCAAGGUAUGAUAGUCGUCGACCGACAACCACUAGUCAGAAGUACAUCAGGAAGCUGGACCCAAGCUUAAUUACUGGAAAUGUCAUGUGAUCGCGCUGUUCAUACUUACCUCCUUUUAGAAAUAAUCGGAAGGUUCCCACGCCGUCUCCCUCGACGUCGCCUUGCUUUAUCACAAACCAUACGUCCAUCUGAUAGGAACCUUGGCGGCCUGCUAUCCCCAAACUGGUGGAAUUAUGUCAACUCGUUCGAACACUAAAAAGGCCCUAGAAGCAGCCCGGAAAGCCAAGAUCGAAGAGUAUUACAGGGAUAAUGCACUUGUUGAUGAGGCAGCUAGGAUCCAGCAUAACGACGAUAUCGCGGAAUUCUCCCUUUUCUUGGACGAUAAAAGAAAUGAUAUUACGAAAAAUCCAGAUUUUCGUCCAUUCAUUCGAUUUAUUAGGCGCAUUUUGGUGCAUGUGGCAGCCUCAGCUGAUCAAGGGAGUGGGACGAUGGGGUGUUACGCGAGUGUAAUAACGAGAAUGGCACGAUCCAACAAAGGCAAAGAAAUAUGGCGGACUCGUUGGAAUGACAUGGCACUCCAUCCGACACCUCAGAUUCUCUCGUAUAUCCAAAAGUCCCCACCCGCCAUAAUAUUGGGUGACACCCAACGAAAAAGACGCGCCCAUAUAGAACGAUAUGCGUGGGGUUACGUUGACAAGGAAAAUGACGUAAAAGAGAUGUUCAUAUCUCGUGAGCUGGUAAUGGCAUACAUUGAACUGGAGAAAUCCAAUGCGUGCGACGUAAAUGCGGAUGCCCUUGUUGUUCUCAAAACUGUCAUACUGGUUGUGUUCAUUCACGAGUUGACGCACGCUCUGACGAAGUGAUUCUUCCCCAAGAUGCUUACUCCAGAUCUGAAUGAUUAUAACAAGGAGGGUGAAAGCGGAGAAGUUGUAGAAAAGGAUGUGUUCGGCAACACCCUGCUUUGUGUGGAAUGGCUGAGGACGGAG